Molecule: messenger RNA, 1404 nt
Organism: Phyllotreta striolata
Lineage: Eukaryota; Metazoa; Arthropoda; Insecta; Coleoptera; Chrysomelidae
Source: the annotation of a GenBank genome assembly
AUGACCGAAAUUUUAGUAAAGGAGCAAUUCGGCUCCGAAGGAGACAUCUUCACCUACAUAAACAAAUCCGGACAGAAUGAAAUCAAGCAGAUCAAAGUGCGCGGGGCCGUGUCGGCCUCCCUGCGUUCCCUCGGCCAGUUUUUCAAAGACAUCCUCCUGCCCUACGGCUACCCGAGCAGCGUCAGCGACGACUACACGGAGUACCAAAUAUGGGACACCGCGCAGUGCUUCUGCAGCACCAUCAUAGGCGCCUUCAGCACCAGGGCCAUCCUGAAAGGAGUCGGCGUGGGCAACCAGGAAAUCAACGCCCUCUCGGCGGCCGUUACGUGGAUCCUGAAAGACGGCUCGGGAAUGAUCGGGAGGAUCGUGUUCGCCUGGUGGAAAGGGAAUGAUUUGGAUUCGGACUGCAAGAAAUGGAGGUUUUUCGCCGAUGUUAUAAACGACAUGGCCAUGACGGUGGAGCUGGUUUUGCCCUAUUUUUCGCAAUUUUCCAUGCAUUUGUUAUGCCUCACCUCGACAAUGAAAUCAUUAGUUGGUAUUGCUGGCGGGGCAACUAGGGCUUCCAUAACGAAUCACCAAGCUAUUAGAGAUAAUACAGCGGAAGUAUCAGCAAAAGACGGUACUCAAGAAUGUCUGGUGAAUUUAUUCGGGAGCAUACUUAGUAUAUAUUUGUUGAAUGUUUUUAAUGAAUCAAAUUCAGAUUGGUUGCUGAUGUUCCUAUUGAUGUUCUUCCACCUUCUGACGAACUACUGGGCCGUGAAAGCCCUUAUAUUCAAGACUUUCAACAAGCAAAGGCUGGCUUUAGUUUUGAGGAGCUACUUCAAUUUAAGCACGGUGCUGAGCCCGCAGAAAAUCAACGAGAACGAGAGCGUUCUCUUGGGAUUCGGAAGCGACGUGUGUCAGUUUUGCGGUUUCGAAAUACUGGCCGGCGUGUCGUUGAAAUCUGCCGCAGAGAAAUUUACAGCGGCGGAUUUUAAAGAGAUUCUGAACGUGUACGAGAACCAAGACUAUUUGCUGUUGGUGGAUUUACAACGAAGGACGAUUUAUAUAGUUUUGAGUAAAGGCGAAUCGACUGAGAAAGUGAUCGCGGCGCAUUUUCACGCCGUUUGCCUGGCGAUAGCCACUUGCUUGUACAACGGGAUUCAGUUGGAUAUAUACGAUAAAAGGCAGAGGAACCAUCGGACGCCUUUGGAUAGGCUGCAUUCGUUCAUGAAAGCCUACCAGCCGGCUACGAAUUUAAUGAACAUCCCUCACCAUUAUUUGGUGGAUUUCCAGGAUUUCGUGAAACAGGAAUAUUCCAUGUUUCACACGGCUAUGCAGAUAAACGGUUGGAGUUUGGGCUCGCAUUCGUUGAACCUCGGCCAGUACCGGUGCGACUGGAAGCAUUGCGGAAAGAAUAAUUAG